AUGGCCCAACGCCACGCCCUCGUCUUCGGCGCCUCUGGAAUUACCGGGUGGGCAGCCGUCAACGCCCUCUUAAGCGACUACCCAACCCCAGACACAUUCCAGCGGGUGACGGCACUAACGAACCGACCUCUAUCCGCCGAAGAUGCCCUAUGGCCAGCCUCAAAGAAGCUGAAUAUUGUCUCUGGACUGGAUCUUCUUGCAGGUGACCAGGCCACUCUAGAGGACACCAUGCUUGAGCGAGUUCCCAGCAUCGAUACCGUCAGCCAUGUGUAUUUCUUUGCAUAUAUAUUCAACUCGGAACCCCAGGAAGAAAUCUGGGUGAAUGUUGAGUUACUGAAGAGGGCCGUCACGGCUGUGGAUAAGUUGAGCGCGAAGCUUGAGUUUGUGCUUCUUCCGACCGGCGUCAAGGCCUACGGCGUGCACCUUCUCGACAAAUUCCCCUUCAGUGCUAACCUCCCACUAUCCGAAUCCCUUCCCCCAAUCCCGGAACCCCACAAGUCCAACCUCUUCUACUACCCACAAAUCACCCUCCUGCAAUCCCUGUCCAGCAACAAACCCUGGACAUACUGUGAAGUAAUGCCCGACAUUGUCGUCGGCUUCGUCCCCAACAACAACGCCUACUGCCUGGCGCAGUGGCUGGCUUUAUACCUAUCGCUCUACCGCGAGAUCAAUGGCCCCGGCGCCGAGGUUGUGUUCCCGGGGAACAUGAAGAGCUGGGGGAUCAAGUCGAAUGAUAGUGGGCAGGAUAUUAUUGCUCGCUUCGCGAUUCACGCGAGUUUGCAUCCUGCCAUCACCUCGGGGGAGCGGUAUAACGUUGCGGAUAACGCGCGGUGGAGCACUUGGGCUGUCAAGUGGCCGGUUAUCUGUGAGUUCUUUGGACUCAAGGGUGUGGCGCCUGAGAAUGGGCCCGGGCCCGAUCCGAGUGCGUAUGUGGCCGAGCAUCGCGAGGAGUGGUUUGAGCUCGAGAGGAAAUAUGGGUUGAAAGGUGGGAGAGUGGGGAAUGAGAAAAGUCUGAGUAUUGUGCCGCAGUUUCUGAUGGGCAUGUUUGAUUUUGAUCGGCAGUUGGAUAUGAACAAGAUGCAUGGGGCUUGGGGAGAGACUGUUGAGGAGACGGAUGUCAAGGGGGCGUGGUGGACUGCGUUUGAGAGAUUUAGGGCUGCGAGGAUUAUUCCGUGA
Molecule: messenger RNA, 1176 nt
Organism: Aspergillus calidoustus
Lineage: Eukaryota; Fungi; Ascomycota; Eurotiomycetes; Eurotiales; Aspergillaceae
Source: the annotation of a GenBank genome assembly